Molecule: messenger RNA, 2829 nt
Organism: Aureobasidium vineae
Lineage: Eukaryota; Fungi; Ascomycota; Dothideomycetes; Dothideales; Saccotheciaceae
Source: the annotation of a GenBank genome assembly
AUGGCGAGCAACUCUAUCAAGGUCGUCGCUCGUUUCAGGCCGCAAAACAAGAUCGAACUCGCCAGCGGAGGUACUCCUAUUGUCCAGUUCGAAAGUCCCGACACCUGCAAUGUCCAGUCCAGAGAUGGCGGCGGCGGCGCCUUCACCUUCGACCGCGUCUUCGACAUGGGCUGUCGCCAGUCCGACGUCUUCGACUUCUCCAUCCGUCCCACCGUCGACGACAUCCUCAAUGGUUACAACGGAACAGUCUUUGCCUACGGCCAGACCGGUGCCGGAAAGUCGUACACCAUGAUGGGCUCGGACAUUGGCAGCCCUGACCACAAGGGUGUCAUUCCGCGCAUCACUGAGCAGAUCUUCGCUUCCAUCAUGGCGAGCGAGAGCAACAUCGAGUACACGGUGCGAGUCAGCUACAUGGAAAUCUACAUGGAACGCAUUCGCGAUCUGCUCGUCCCGCAAAACGACAACCUGCCCGUCCAUGAAGAGAAGAACCGCGGCGUCUAUGUCAAGGGCCUGAUGGAAGUCUACGUCAGCAGUGUCGACGAGGUCUACCAAAUCCUUGAGAGAGGAGGCAUGUCUCGUGCUGUCGCUGCUACAAACAUGAACCAAGAGUCGUCCCGAUCCCACUCCAUCUUCGUCAUCACCGUCGGCCAGAAGAACGUCGAGACCGGAAGUGUCAAGUCGGGCCAAUUGUUCCUGGUCGAUCUGGCUGGUUCGGAAAAGGUCGGAAAGACAGGAGCCAGCGGUCAAACGCUAGAGGAAGCAAAGAAGAUCAACAAGUCGCUGAGUGCUCUGGGCAUGGUCAUCAACGCCUUGACUGACGGCAAAUCUUCUCACGUCCCCUAUCGUGACUCGAAACUCACCCGUAUCCUACAAGAAUCCCUUGGUGGUAACUCGCGCACCACCCUCAUCAUCAACUGUUCGCCCUCGAGUUACAACGAUGCCGAAACCGUCUCUACCCUUCGCUUUGGUAUGCGAGCAAAAUCCAUCAAGAACAAAGCCAAGGUCAACCAAGAACUCUCCCCUGCCGAGCUCAAAGCUCUCCUCCGCAAGGCUCAGUCCCAAGUCUCAAGCUUCGAAACAUACAUCACCAAUCUCGNNGAGUCAGAGGUUGGCUCCUGGAGAANNAAAGGCCAAACUGUACCGAAAGAGCAAUGGACUCCGACACUCAAAGAUGGCCCUGCCAAGUCUGCACCUCGUCCUGCUACUCCUUCACUCCUCGGUGAACAACGAAAGGGCGCCGAAACACCUACUUCGUCAAGGCCAGACUCGAGAAUGGAUUUGGAACGUGCCGGUACACCGACGACCGCUCUGGAANAAGACGAAAGAGAAGAGUUCCUACGACGCGAAAACGAGUUACAAGAUCAGCUUGCUGAGAAAGAGUCUGUCAUUUCUACAACCGAGAAAGCCCUUCAAGACACACGUCAAGAGUUGCGUGACCUGAGAGAAACACAUGGCCGUGUUAACAAGGACAACGAAAAGCUCGCCGGCGAUGUUGAAGGCUUGAAGAUGCAAGUUGAGCGCAUCACUUUCGAAACAAAGGAGGAAUCCAUCAUGAUGGACAGUCUCAAGGAAGCCAACAACGACCUUUCCAACGAACUUGACGAGCUGCGCAAAGAAUUGCUCGAGGCUAAGAUGAACGCUCGUGAAACAUCGGCUGUCAUUGACGAGAAGGAGAAGCUGAAGAAAGAGCGCAUGGCUCAAAUGAUGGCUGGCUUCGAUCUCGGAGACGAGGUCUUCUCGGACAACGAACGCAGCGUGCAAGAAGCCAUCAAACAACUUGAUGCCCUUCUCGAGUCCUCUUCCAAGGGUGAAGCACCUGGCCCUGAAUCCCUAUCGAAGCUCAGAGAGAGAUUGGUCGAAACCCAAGGUGCUAUCCGCCAGGUUGAUCACUCGACCCAAGGCGGCGCUCUUGAGCAUAAGCUUUUGACCGUGCAAAAGCAGUAUGAGGAGCUUUUGCAAACGAAUCUUUCAGAAGCUGACGUCGAGGAUGUCAAGCGUCGUCUGCAAGAAUCGCUCGCAUCGCAUACCAGUGGUGAAGCGGGAUCUUCAGAUCUCAAUGCUGCCCUGGCCCGUCAGCAGGAGGAAAACACUCGUAUGCGCAACGAGGUCGAGUCUUUGAGAAGGCAGACGGUGAACGGAGCAAAUGGCGCUAAAUCAUUGCACCAACAACUGGCAGAUUUCGACGCAAUGAAGAAGUCCUUGAUGCGCGACCUGCAGAACCGCUGCGAGCGUGUUGUCGAACUUGAGAUUUCGCUCGACUCGACACGGGAACAAUAUAACAGCGUCCUUCGCUCAGCAAACAGCAAGCAGCAACAGAAGAAGCUGGCCUUCCUCGAGCGCAACUUGGAGCAGUUGACUCAAGUCCAAAGGCAACUGGUCGAGCAAAACGCCCAACUAAAGAAGGAGGUCGCUAUUGCUGACCGCAAGCUUGCGGCACGUGGAGAGCGCAUCCACGGUCUUGAACAACUGCUCGGCGAGAGCCAGGAGAAGCUCAUGCAGGCCAACCAUCGGUACGUUGAAUCUCCUUAUCCGUGCAUACCGAGCACCGAAUUGCUAACACGCAUUCCACAGUNNUUCGAAGCCCAACUCACUGCAGUAAAAGAACGCCUCGAAGCCGCCAAAGUCAGCGCCGCAUCACGCAACGGCAAUAUCACGGGCGCUGGCGGUGCAGCCCCCAAUGGCUUCGGCAGCGAACUCGGCAGCCGCAUUGCAAAGCCCCUUCGUGGUGGUGGCGGCGCAGGCCCAAUGGUACCCACGCUCGCCGGCCUGCAACAGCAACAGCAGGAGGGCCCAAAACGCAGCAGCUGGUUCUUCAACCAGAGAACCUAA